Molecule: messenger RNA, 1005 nt
Organism: Anopheles nili
Lineage: Eukaryota; Metazoa; Arthropoda; Insecta; Diptera; Culicidae
Exons: 5
Coding region: 69-920 (283 amino acids)
Biological process (GO): sensory perception of smell
Molecular function (GO): odorant binding
Source: RefSeq, a predicted model, not a curated record
GUUCGUCUGAAAAGUCGCACGAGUCCUGCGGAACCGAUCACUAAACCCACCAAAAAAAAAUCCUCAUCAUGAAGACUUUCGUCGCUAUCGCUGUCGUGGCUCUGAUCGCUAGCACUUUCGCGCUGACGAUUGACCAGAAAAAGAAGGCCGAAGGAUACGCGGCCGAGUGCGUCAAGUCGAGCGGUGUCCCGCCCGAGACGGCGGCCAAGCUAAAGGGUGGUGAUUUCGCCGGUGCCGACGACAAGACCAAAUGCUUCGCCAAGUGCUUCCUGGAGAAGGCCGGCUUCAUGACGAGCAGCGGCGAUUUUGAUGAGAAGACUGUCAUCGAGAAGCUGUCGGUUGACCACGACCGGGCGAAGGUGGAGGGACUGGUCAAGAAGUGCAACCACAAGGAGGCCAACCCGUGCGAGACGGCCUUCAAGGCGUACCAGUGCAUCUACGCCGCUAAGGGCGCCGCUUUCAUCAGCGCCUGUGAUAGAAUGCAGUUCUUAGUGUUUGCCGUCGUGAUUUGUCUGGCGAGUUUAGAGGCGCCCGUCGAUGCAGCAGCCGCAGCAUCCCCAGCGCCUCCGCCGAAUCUCGAAGAUGUGAGCAAAAUUGCAAACGGGGAAACCUUCGCCCUGGAGUGUUUGAUUGAAAGCGGAUUGAAGCUAGACUCGCUUGCGGCACUAUCGACAAGCGAUAUCGAUGCAACCGGAAGCCAAAUAAAGUGUUUGGUGAAAUGUUUCUUCGAAAAGACGGGCUUCAUGGAUAAGGAGGGCCGGCUGCAGCAGGAAGUCAUCACCGAGCAGCUGUCCAAGUUUAUGCCACGUGAGACCAUCGAAUCGUUGGUGAAAAACUGCAACUUCCAGGAGAAGGACGCGUGCGAAACCGCAUUCAAGGUGACGGAGUGCUACUUCCAAAACAAAGCUGGACUGUUUUAAGGUCGAUGUGUCUCUCGGAAGCUGAUAUCAGUUUCAAAAUGUGUACUCGAACGAUACAGGAAGCUCAAUAAACAUCAAUUGUGAU